Molecule: messenger RNA, 666 nt
Organism: Camelina sativa (false flax)
Lineage: Eukaryota; Viridiplantae; Streptophyta; Magnoliopsida; Brassicales; Brassicaceae
Source: RefSeq, a predicted model, not a curated record
GAUGGUUAUCAUCGAAUUAAUAUAUCGUUUCAAAGAAAAAAUGUAGCUAAUUUCUUGCCUCGAACACAGCACAAACAUCUCAACGAUCCUUGAUUUCCAAUUUUCCAUAGAUAUAUAUUUUUCGUAAGUCAAUCUUUCGCAAUGAGACAUGUAGUUGUUGAGGUGUUGGUUCUGACUUUUUUGGUCGUCUUGGAUAUGAGCUAUGCGUUUGCACCUAUCGUAUCGUACCAAUGGGUCGUCUCUUAUUCUCAACGUUCCAUUCUUGGAGGCAACAAGCAGAUCAUAGUGAUCAACGACAUGUUUCCUGGACCGAUCCUUAAUGCAACAGCAAACGAUAUCAUCAUCGUCAACAUUUUCAACAACUUGAACGAACCCUUUCUUAUGACAUGGAAUGGAUUACAAUUGCGGAAGAACUCGUGGCAAGAUGGAGUUCGAGGGACAAACUGUCCCAUACUACCGGGGACAAAUUGGACGUACAGUUUUCAGGUGAAGGAUCAGAUCGGAAGCUACUUUUACUUUCCGUCGCUUCUACUUCAGAAAGCUGCCGGAGGAUACGGUUCUAUUAGAAUCAAUACCCCGGAACUUGUGCCGGUUCCGUUCCCAACGCCCGACUCUGAAUACGACAUCUUGGUAGGAGAUUGGUUCUAUGCCGACCAUACGGACUGA